AUGAAGAAGAUGGCAAGAAAAACAAAGGCAGCUUCGCCUAGUGACUCAGACUAUUCUCCUUCUGAUCACGAUCAAGACAAAUCGGCCGAAGGUGAGGAAGUUCACCUUGAAGGAUCACCGAGUGGAGAUACGCCUCCUCAUUCUCCAUCUCUCGAGGUACUAGUAAAUGACUCAGUUCCAACUCCUUCUUCUUCUCCAUCUCAUACUACUACACCUAUUUCCAUUGCACCACUUCCACCACCUGCUUCGUCUCAACCUACCUCCACUGCACCUCUUCCUCCACCAAUAUUCACUCAAACAACUUUGACAACAACCACCUCCACACCCGAACCUCCGCGACAUCUAAAAGAUCUGAAUGAAAAACUUGACAAACUACUCGCUUCUUCUUCUUCCUCUUCCUCCACAUCAACUUAUUCUGAUGCUGCUAUCAAAGCCUUGAUUGAAACUUCAAUUAAACAACAUGAUGAAUCAAUCCAAAAGGCAACUGAGGCAGUGGAUGCUUCUGCUCGGUCUUGUCAAAAAGCAACCAAAGAGGUAGCUUCUCUUAUUUCAGAUGCCAAGAUUUUUCUGGAAUAUCUUCAGGGCGCCGUAGAAACCAACACCAACAAAGUGAACAAUGCUAUUGAGUCGCUUUCCAAAUGUCUUCAAGCCGAAAAAGAAAAUUUUGAUUCGGUGCGCUCGAGUCUUCAAGCCAAUCAAACCACUCUUCUGUCCUCUAUCAAUAAUCUCCUUGACAAACUUCAAGCUGAUCUUGCCAUGGAGAACAAAAUUAUGGAUGAACUUGCACGCAAAACCACUUUGCUUGAAGUUGAGUCCAUUCAGCUGAACCAGGCAAAUAAGGAGAUUGAUUCCCUAAAGACUGAGCGAGUUGUCAUCAAGAGUUGCAUUUCUGAUGUCUUCGCUAUUCUCUCCAAUCUGGUCAAUGCCCAUGAUUCGAUUCUAACUCUCUCAGUCUGA
Molecule: messenger RNA, 957 nt
Organism: Lactuca sativa (garden lettuce)
Lineage: Eukaryota; Viridiplantae; Streptophyta; Magnoliopsida; Asterales; Asteraceae
Source: RefSeq, a predicted model, not a curated record